This is a messenger RNA of Candidula unifasciata, 633 nucleotides long. Lineage: Eukaryota; Metazoa; Mollusca; Gastropoda; Stylommatophora; Geomitridae. The record is from the annotation of a GenBank genome assembly.
CUAACAACCCUGGAUCAAGCUGACACACUGAGAAGAACUGCUGGACACAUACAGACUGGUUCGGGCGGACAAGCUGACGCCAGGUUUGUGAAGAACGUGGCCACAGUGAUCAGCGUCGAGUCUACAGCUACUUUUGAGGAUAAAGUCACGACCCGAAGCGAGUUGCUAAGAAAUGUUGAAAAAUUGGAUUCAAGAUCGAAGAACAGCAUCGAGCAAGUGUCCUCUGUUCUUGGUGCCACUGUCGAAAAGGCAAAUGAGAUUGAACCAAGCGGUCUGGAAUACGGCAUUAGAACGGCCUGCAGACUCGCCAACUACUUAGAACGACUUAGUGAUGACAGUUCUAGUGUGGUUAACAGUGUGGCAGCCGUGCAGGUGAACGCGCUCAGCAAUUUGCUGAAUGUGGCAGCAACGCAUGGUGAGGAGAUCAGUAUCUCGAAUGAAACGGAUCCGCUUGCAAAGCAAAACAUGACAAAACAGAACAUUCGCCAGAGUACUUUAGCUACAGAAGCAUUGGUCAAUAUCGCUAAUGUCCUUCUCAAAACAAUUUCUAAGGUCAACGAUCCCAUUAAGGUACCAACUGAGUUCGUGGACUUCAUUGUGGCCUGGAAUAACGUCAGUAAAGAGACAUCAUUU